CACGCAUCGACUCCCGCCGCCGCCGCUUCCGCUCCGUCGCUCGCCUCACGCCUCCGGCGCCACCUCCACCAUGGCCCCGAAGAAGGAGAAGGCCCCGCCGCCAUCGUCCAAGCCGGCCAAGUCCGGAGGCGGGAAGCAGAAGAAGAAGAAGUGGAGCAAGGGUAAGCAGAAGGAGAAGGUCAACAACGCUGUGCUCUUCGACCAGGCCACCUACGAUAAGCUGCUCUCCGAGGUGCCCAAGUACAAGCAGAUCACCCCAUCCAUCCUAUCUGAGCGCCUCAGGGUUAAUGGAUCCUUGGCACGGAGGGCCAUCAAGGAUCUGAUGGCAAAGGGGCUCAUAAGGAUGGUCUCUGUUCAUUCUAGCCAGCAGAUAUACACCAGGGCAACCAACACAUGAUGGGUGUUUUGCGUCUUGUGGACGUUAUCUAGUCUAGACGACUUGAUGUUGCUAUUAUAUCAAGUUUAAUUUAAUCGUGGCUCGAUCAAUCUUACUGUCGUGUUGAAUGUCGAAUAUUUUUGAGAUUAUUGUACUAUUUUAAUAUCAUGUUUUUUAUAACAUUUAAGACCAUGUUGCCAUCCAAAUUUUAAUCUUGGUGAGGAAUAUCAACCAAUCUCUGCUCUGCAAUUACAAUUGCUGAAGUUGUUGCGUGUGUUAUUAUGAAUUCAGUGUUACUUGACAAAU
Messenger RNA from Zea mays, 682 nucleotides. Its product is annotated as 40S ribosomal protein S25-1. Lineage: Eukaryota; Viridiplantae; Streptophyta; Magnoliopsida; Poales; Poaceae. The record is from RefSeq and is marked validated.